UUUUGUGCCUGGCAGUGCUGUGUGUGGCUUGGCUCUCUUUCGGCGCAGCUGUUCUCGCCGUGUCACUGUGUGUGUGUGUUUCAUAGGUAUCGUCGUGCCAGACGCACUCCGAGAGGGUUGAAUCGCUUGGAAUAUUCUGUGCCCCUUUGGCAUUUCCUGAGAGCGGACACCGUCCAUGUUUUCGUUUCGGUUUGUUGUGGCAUUUUUGUGUGUUUUUGUUGCCGGCUCGUUCACGUUUUGCGCUUCCGAGCAUUUUCAAGUGGAAAUCUAGUGGGGCUGGAACUGUAAUAGCCAGCGCGCCAAACAGCUGGUGUGCGCAGGCGACAAGAGUGUCGAAAACGACUUCGUCGUUCCAUUGCUGUUAUUAUUUUGGAUUUUCAAUGCACAGUCUGCACAUUCCGCACAGAAAACAACGCACACAAUGAACACUCGGGCCAGUUUUCGGUUCCCGACGCCAAAUGAUGGAAUCGAUAUCCUAAAGGCCAUCCAAAGCAAAACUCCAACUCCGGAGGUAAAGGAGAAGAAUGUGAAAAUAUGCCGUUUGGUCUGCCAACAUCCAUGCCUCUUCGAUCGUUCUAAUGCGGCGUACAGCAAGAAGUCGCACAUAAAUGCAGCCUGGAGAGAUAUAUCGAAUAGAAUGAACGAUUCGAUCAAUAGCUGCAAGGAGCGUUGGCGUAAUAUUCGUACCAGCUACGCCCGAUCCAUAAAAGAUGGAUUUAAUCAAACCAGAAAAUAUUACUUGGACGAGGAGGUCUCCUUUCUUAAGUCGCACAUCACACCGGGAGUUCCCAGACUUCCGCAGGGCCGACGCUCACGCGUCAAUAAUAAGGUGCACGGCCGUAGCGACAGCAACGAGUUCAUUUUCGACACAGAGCAUGCGCAAACGAAGUUGGAGCCCGACGACGAGGACACCGGAGAUGACGCGAGCACUGGCAACGACUGCAAGUACGAGAACGGGGUGGUGCCCGUGCCGUGGGCCUCCAUCAAUCCCGACGAUGCCUUCCUACAGGGUCUGCGGCCCGAAAUGGAACAGAUGAACUUCCGUAAAAAGCUCUACUUCAAGAGUCGUGUUUACGCCCUGCUCGGCGAGAUAUUUGAUACUCCAGAGGACACCUCAUUCUCCAACCACCAGUUGUCUGGCCGUUCCGAUGCCAACGCCAACGCCAACGGAGCCAUGUCGACUUCCUCAACCACAUCCGUGCAGCCUUCUCGUUCGACCAAGAAAGUCAAGCCAAAGAAGCGAAAAUCCUCAAAAGCUAUAUCUUAUUUAAAAACAACACUGAAAUAGUUCAAAUAAAUACGAUUACAAUAUGUA
Molecule: messenger RNA, 1315 nt
Organism: Drosophila pseudoobscura
Lineage: Eukaryota; Metazoa; Arthropoda; Insecta; Diptera; Drosophilidae
Exons: 4
Coding region: 422-1288 (288 amino acids)
Biological process (GO): regulation of transcription by RNA polymerase II
Cellular component (GO): nucleus; transcription regulator complex
Molecular function (GO): DNA binding
Source: RefSeq, a predicted model, not a curated record